Colias croceus (clouded yellow) is the source of this 1348-nucleotide messenger RNA. RefSeq lists its product as uncharacterized. The record is from RefSeq and is a predicted model, not a curated record. Gene Ontology annotation, molecular function: serine-type endopeptidase activity. The annotation marks the transcript as partial. NCBI's taxonomy places the organism in Eukaryota, Metazoa, Arthropoda, Insecta, Lepidoptera, Pieridae. The transcript is spliced from 10 exons. Gene Ontology annotation, biological process: proteolysis.
AUUUGUAUUUUUUUAUACAUCUUCUAUUUUCUUCCAGAUGUUGAAGCAAUAGAAGUUGCAACUCAAAUUCCACCUGAAGUCAAUAAAUUAUUAAAUUUAAACGAAACUAGAAGAAUUAUUAAUGGUGAGGAAGUAACUGAGGGAAGACCUUAUAUGGUCUAUUUGAAAUUACCCCGAAGUAAUAGCAAGAAACCAAAUUACCGAUCCUGGCUUUGUGGUGGAGUGAUUAUACACGAGGAAUAUAUUCUCACAUCAGCAGCAUGUAUAGAAGAUGCUGAACAUUUUUAUGUAGUAUCUGGAUCUUAUAAGUAUUCUGAUGAAGAUGAUCGGUAUAAUAAUCCUUGCAUAAAAAAUGGUGCUAAGAAAGCGAUAUGGAAAUGCGUUCCCAAAAACUACGUAUUUGAUGGUCACGAAAAUGAUAACAUCAGAUGGAUGAAUAAUGACAUCGCAGUAGUAAAGAUAGAAGAUGGCUUUGAUUUUAAUAGACGUAUUCGUGGAUGCGAUUUUGUGCCUAAACCCAUUUGUUAUAAUAACCAAAGUCACACGUUGGAAAACCCUGGUAAUGUCGUAACUAUUGCUGGAUGGGGAACUACUUCUAGAUACAAUGAGUGGGUCAACCGCAGAAAGGAAAACCAACAGAACCUUCUAGAAGCCCACGUCGAGAUCAUUCCUAAGAAUCGUUGCAAACGCCGCUGGGGUGCUCGAUAUCACAAUAUUAUAGAAAAUUAUAUGAUUUGCACUAAAGAUAUUGGCCAAACCAUGUCAGAGAUUUGUAAUGAGAAAUAUGUAGAUUGCCAAGACAUAAACUAUUCAGACGAUGAAGACCUAAGAAGAGACAUUAAAUCUGAGCAAAUACCAACCAACCUUGUGAUGCAUUCCGCUUACCACAAUGAAUCUAAUAAAAAUAGUGGUAAUGAUACCAGGAGAUAUGUGUCUCAGGCUGAUGGUGGAUUUUGUGAGAACGACCAUGGAGGACCUUUGAUUUAUGGUGAAGGAGUAAAUUCAGUAGUAAUUGGAGUAAUAUCUGCUUGUCUUGUGAAAGAAAGAACCAACAAAUGCUAUGGACCAUUCUUAUACACUAGUGUGUUUAAAAAUCGACAGUUUAUAUCUUGUGCUAUUUAUAAGGAUAUUGAACCUAAAUGUAGACGCCAAUUCCGCUCAGGAGUCACACACGAAGAAAAGGUUCUGUCGUGGAAAGAACAUCCUGAUGGCCCAGCAAAGAACGAACUAGCUGCAACCGCCGGUGAAGGCAUUCCUCCAGUGGCUGAUGAUAAAGUGUUCUCAAGCAGCGGCUUCAUAAUGCGAGCUGAUGACCAUCGAGUUGCUAAUAAAUCACAUGUAUCUUGAG